CCCACUCGGCUCCAGGCGGCCAGCGCUCGCGGGCCCAGGCCGCCCGGCUCGACCGGAGCACCGCGGCGGCGCAGCGGCGGGAUCCCCGGAGAGGCAGCCGCAGUCGCGAGACAUCCUCCGCGCCCCCCCCCGCUGCCCGCCCCAGGCUCAGUGUAUGGGGCCGCGGCCCGCCAACCUUCGUUGAGACCGUCCCCGGGGUGCGGUGGCCUCGGGCUCCGGAGCCCGCCCCGCCACCCGAGGGCUGCGCGCGGCCCCGGGCCUGCUGCCGCGCGGCUCGGCGCGUCCCGGGCCAGGAAGUGGCGGCGCCGAGCGCCAUGGCCCACUCCCCGGUGCAGUCGGGCCUGCCGGGCAUGCAGAACCUGAAAGCAGACCCAGAAGAGCUUUUUACCAAGCUAGAGAAAAUUGGAAAGGGCUCUUUUGGCGAGGUGUUCAAAGGCAUUGACAAUCGGACUCAGAAAGUGGUGGCCAUAAAAAUCAUUGAUCUGGAAGAAGCCGAGGAUGAGAUAGAGGACAUCCAACAAGAGAUCACAGUGCUGAGCCAGUGUGACAGUCCGUACGUCACCAAGUACUAUGGAUCCUAUCUCAAGGAUACUAAGUUGUGGAUAAUCAUGGAGUACCUUGGUGGAGGCUCUGCCCUGGAUCUGUUAGAGCCUGGCCCUUUAGAUGAAAUUCAGAUUGCAACCAUAUUACGAGAAAUUCUGAAAGGGCUUGAUUAUCUACACUCAGAGAAGAAAAUCCACAGAGAUAUUAAAGCGGCCAAUGUUCUUCUCUCUGAACAUGGAGAGGUGAAGCUGGCAGACUUUGGAGUGGCCGGCCAGCUGACGGAUACCCAGAUAAAAAGGAACACCUUCGUGGGUACCCCCUUCUGGAUGGCGCCUGAGGUCAUUAAGCAGUCAGCUUACGACUCAAAGGCAGACAUCUGGUCCCUUGGCAUCACAGCAAUAGAGCUGGCCAAAGGAGAGCCACCACAUUCUGAGCUGCAUCCCAUGAAGGUGUUAUUCCUCAUCCCAAAGAACAACCCUCCCACGCUGGAAGGGAACUACAGCAAACCCCUCAAGGAGUUCGUGGAGGCCUGCCUCAACAAGGAGCCCAGCUUUAGACCGACCGCUAAGGAAUUAUUGAAGCACAAAUUCAUAAUCCGCAAUGCAAAGAAGACAUCCUACUUGACUGAGCUCAUCGACAGGUACAAGAGGUGGAAGGCAGAGCAGAGCCACGAGGACUCCAGCUCGGAAGACUCUGAUGUGGAGACAGAUGGCCAGGCGUCGGGAGGCAGUGACUCUGGGGACUGGAUCUUUACAAUCCGGGAGAAAGAUCCCAAGAAUCUGGAGAACGGGACUCUUCAGCCCUCAGAUUUGGAAAGAAAUAAGAUGAAAGAUAUCCCAAAGAGGCCUUUCUCUCAGUGUUUAUCCACAAUCAUUUCUCCUCUGUUUGCGGAGCUGAAAGAGAAGAGCCAGGCAUGCGGAGGGAACUUGGGGUCAAUAGAAGAGCUGCGGGGAGCCAUCUACUUGGCAGAGGAAGCCUGUCCUGGGAUCUCUGACACCAUGGUGGCUCAGCUUGUGCAGCGGCUGCAGAGGUAUUCUCUGAGUGGCGGAGGAGCCUCAGCGCACUGAAGGCCCAUGGCGCUCGGGUUGGUUUUUCCUUUCUUCUUCAUCUUCCUUCUUUUUAAAAGUCAACGAGAGCCUUUGCCGACUCUGCGAAGAGGUGUCACGGAGGGGCCCGCCCGCCCUCCUGCAGCGCCGGCACCUGUCCAGGGACAGCCUCAUCGUGCCACAGCCAGAUGGAGUCUUUCCAAUAGGGUGGGGGAGGGUCUUCUCCUUCAAGCGAUUAUUUUAUUUUUUUAUCGUUUUUAAUUUUAAUCAUAGUGCACAUAUUCAAAGAAAGUAUCUUUAAACACAAAAAACCCUGAAAUGUAUAUUUGGAUUGUUUUAAGGCAAUUGAAGACACGCAACCUCAGGUAUCCCGCUUUAUAUUGAUAGCUCCUCCCCCCGGGAGACGGAGAGUCGCUCUGGUGGAUCAGUGUACAGAUUGUAUAUAGCGUCAUUUUUACGGAAACUCUUUUGGCGUGCAUAAGGAUCACUGUGUACACAUUGGCCAAGUGCUUCUGUAGAUAAUGUCUGUGGAGUAAAUAUUUGACAGGCCAGAACUUGAGUCUAUUGCCUUGCCUUUAUUACAUGUAAAUUUUGAAUCUUGUGACCAGUGACUUGGAUUUUAUUUUGUAUUUACAGGGUCUGUCAUUAAUAAUAAUUAAUCCCACUCCCCUCAUGGAACACUCCCAUUUGUAUCUCAACAGAUGCGGAUUUCCCUCUCGUUCACCCUACGUCCUUUUUUGGUACACUUAGAAGUUUUCCUUUUCCAUCAAUGGUACUGUUUCUUAGUAUUUUCAAUUGGAACAUAUCUUGUCUCACAGAGCUUUAAAUUAUUCUCUUAAGUUUCUUCUGGAUGAAGCGCUCUCAUCUAACCUAUGUCGGGUUGUGCCUCUGCGUCUGUUCUGUACCAGAUGUUCUGUCCAGCAUCUUUCCAUCAUCUUUGCCACCUCAAAGCGUCUGAAUGCUUACACAAAUAAAUUUUAUAACUCACUCAUUUUGCAUACUGUUCUUGAAACGUGGCUCCUCGGAACAGAUGGGGCCUCUGCUCUGCACAUGUGCUUGGUUGAGGAAGCGUGUGUAUGUCGAGACAUGUUGAAAGGCUCCAGGGGAAAGUGCUCAGAUGUCAAAAAGCCAAAUGUCCAGGUUAUCUCCCUAUGCAAUUUGUGUGAUUGAUCCCUGAGUUAUGGCCGAUGUUGCGGGUUUGUGGAACUGCUGAAGCUCUUGCUGGUGGCUCGGAAGGGCGGUUUUGGUUCUGCUCGAGGGGCUGGGUCUGCUGGUUCUGCCACUCAUGGUCCUGUCAGCCAAGCGCUCUGUUCUUUUCUGUUGCCGAGCAUCCUCCAGUUCUCAGAGCAGGUCUUGCUGGUCUCACUCAGAUGGGUGUGGUGUUUGUUAAUGCUGAUUACUGUCCUCCUGUUGCAGUGCUAGGUCUUAAGAAAGGGUUUCUGGAGUAGGAACUUAGGGUGAACUUGGUGACAUCAGCUUGGCCUUAUGCUGGUGUGUAGUGUUACAGGAAGGUAGGCCAAGGCAAGAUGUGCCAGGCGUGAGACAAUUGCUUAGAUUUCUUAAGUGGGGUCUAGGUUUUUAGACUAUUAAAUUGUGAUAGUCUGUUAGUAGUAGUAGACUUUGGCUGGAGUAAUAAUUUCAUCCAAGGAUACAUUUUGGUUAGGGGAGGUAGAGACAAUUUCUUUUUUUAAUUGAGUCUAUGGGUCAUGUGUGCAGUUCCCUCAAAGAUGAGAAGAGGGUAUGAGAUUCCUCUCUUGGGAACUGUAGUUAGAGGUGAGCUGCCCUGUGGGUGCUGGGAACUGAAUCUGGGUGUUCUGUAAGAACAGCCUGUGUUCUUAACUGCUGAGCCAUCACUCUGGCCCCAGUACAGUGUUAUUUUAUACCAAGUAUGUUACCUGGAACAAUAGUUUGAGAAUAUUUCAUGUUUCAAGAAUACUCUGCCUUGGGGUACUGUGUGUUUUUUCUUGUAUGAGGCUUGAUGUAUAUACCAAAGGUCACUGCAGGAAAGUCACCGAAUGAACUUGUUCUGCAGAGUGCUGUUGACUUGAAUAGUGUCCCUGAGGGCCACACGCAUUUCUAGUGGAGAGAGCUCAUCAGUUUCACAAGUGCGUAGUGAUACAGUAGUAAAGCCAAUUAUUGUCUUUUCUCUUUCCAGUGCUGGUACACGAACCAGGACUUGUGUGUGCUGGGUCAUUGCUUUCCUGGGCUUCCCCGCAAUCCCCUGCCAUCUGUCUUUAACAGUGUAACAGUUGUGGCUGAGCGGCUGAGAGGACUAGAUGCUAACUAAGCAUGAGCUUACCAACGAGAACAUAGGCCAGUCGCCUGUACUCAGUAGACCACAAGGCACGGGUUCCCAUCUCCUGUGAAAGCCACAGGUGGUUCUUGGGGAAUUUGUUGGAAACCUGGCUGCAGAUGUGGGGUUGACAGUUUUAAAAGUGGAUUGCCUUGUUACAUAGUCUCCUCUGUGUUGUUACACUGUAGCACAAAAUAAACUAGAUGUUCUAUGGACGUUUUGUUUAGCUUGGCAAGCUGUAUUCAUGUGUUCACUUCUAGUCCUUUAUUCAGAACAGGGCCUAUCUCAGAACAACGCUGGUACACAUUUCACAUCACAGGCUACUGUGGGUGAACUCAGCAUCACCCAGAAGUCCCUCCACAGCGUACUGUUCACAGCUCACAGCAACCAUGCCACCAGUCUGGGAAAAUGAGCGCCUCGGAGAGCGGCGAGGCAGGCGGAGCUCUGGCUCACAGGCAGGUUGUGCUUUGGGUCGUCCAUGUUGGCCCUCCUGAGUACUAAGAUUUCAGGUGUUCCCCACAUGUUGGGUCAAUGAUGGCUUUUUCCUGCUGUUGCUGUGCCAGUAGAUAACAGCCUGUGAUGUGGAAGCAACACCUGUGCAGAGGGAGACGGUGGGUUCCUUCCUAGCAGCCGGGCUUGCUUCUUGAGCUCCUUGAUAUGGUUCCUGGUUCUGGAUGUGGUGUUUUAUACUAUUCUUUGGCAAAACCUGUAAUCGUAUAUGCAUUAUAUUUCUUUAAAAACCUGGCUUCUGUGUUUCUGCUACGAAAUAUGGCAAUGAAGGUGGAUUCCUGAGCACGCAUACUGUCGUGCAAGGUCAAUAAAGCUCUGGAAA
Messenger RNA from Mastomys coucha (southern multimammate mouse), 4714 nucleotides. It is a transcript of the gene Stk24, whose product is annotated as serine/threonine kinase 24. Gene Ontology annotation, biological process: protein phosphorylation. Bases 315 to 1610 code for a protein of 431 amino acids. NCBI's taxonomy places the organism in Eukaryota, Metazoa, Chordata, Mammalia, Rodentia, Muridae. The transcript is spliced from 11 exons. Gene Ontology annotation, molecular function: ATP binding; protein kinase activity. The record is from RefSeq and is a predicted model, not a curated record.